Messenger RNA from Lactuca virosa, 3751 nucleotides. The record is from the annotation of a GenBank genome assembly. NCBI's taxonomy places the organism in Eukaryota, Viridiplantae, Streptophyta, Magnoliopsida, Asterales, Asteraceae.
AUGCACGAAGCAAAGUCUGUCAACACACCUUUUGCAGCUCAUUUCAAGCUAUCAUCCGCUUUGAGUCCUACUAAUGAGACUGAUAUGGCUUACAUGGCACGUGUUCCAUACUCUAGUGCUAUAGAAAAUCUAUAUAAAGGAUUUUUAAAAUUGAAGGAGAAAUUGGUUUGUGUGGUGACCACGCAUAAUACAAGUGGCCAAUCGAUACACGAUUCUAUCGAAACCUUCGUUUCGCUUGCUCCCCAAGCGUUAAUCGACGAUCUCUUUGUCCGUCUCCCCUAUAAUUCCGCUCGCCGCUCCAAUUCGUACCUCAUCGCCGAUUCAAUCUCGACAAUUUCUUUUUCAAACUCGCCUCCGACUUCCAAUCAGGUGGAUAUGAGCUCUCACGUUCGAAGUGAUAGAAGAGAUAACAGACCUAGGUUUCCUCGUCGUCAAGAAUGGAUUCCCAGAGGAUCCACUGCCACGAUCACCACCACUGCAGUGGAUGCUAAUUCCUCGUCAACAGUUGCUCCAGUUCCAGAUGCAAAUGGUGGGGAACCUAAUAUUAGAUCAGGUCCACCGCCUCAAAACGCUCAUAAUAGAGGAAAUGUUGGGGUACAGAGAAGGCAGCAGCAUAUACCUCGGGUAAAUCAGACUAGAGAUAGAAGAAAGGAUGCUCCUCGCGAGGAGAGAGAUUCAAAAGGCACGACAGGAGCUUUACCUCAACUUGUUCAAGAAAUUCAAGACAAACUUCUAAAAGGGACGAUCGAAUGCAUGAUAUGUUAUGAUAUGGUGAGGCGUUCUGCCCCUGUUUGGUCCUGUUCAAGCUGCUUUUCAAUCUUCCAUUUACAUUGUAUCAAGAAGUGGGCUAGGGCACCUACUUCCAUCGACUUAUCUGCAGAGAAAAAUCAAGGAUUCAAUUGGCGAUGCCCUGGAUGUCAAUCAGUUCAGCUCACAUCCUCAAAAGAUAUCCGUUAUGUUUGUUUCUGUGGAAAAAGACAGGAACCACCUUCCGAUCCAUAUCUAACCCCUCAUUCUUGUGGUGAACCUUGUGGAAGACCACUUGAGAAAGAAGUUGUUGGUUCUGGUGUUAGCAGAGAUGAUCUUUGCCCUCAUAGGUGUGUUCUCCAAUGCCACCCUGGACCAUGUCCACCUUGUAAAGCUUUUGCCCCACCAAGACCAUGUCCAUGUGGGAAGAAAACCAUCACCACAAGAUGCUCCGAUCAGAAAUCCGUUGUCACGUGUGGCCAAAGAUGUGGUAAACCCCGCAAGUGUCUCCGCCACCAUUGUGAAAACACCUGCCAUGUUGGUCCUUGUGAUUCAUGUGAAGUUCCAAUCGAAGCCUCUUGUUUCUGCAAGAAAAACACAGAGGUGGUUGUUUGUGGGGGCAUGGCUGUGAAAGGUGAAGUAAACGUUCAAGAUGGUAUCUUUUCAUGUUCUUCCACUUGUGGGAAGCCUCUCGGAUGUGGUAAUCAUCUGUGUAAAGAAACUUGUCACCCUGGUGUUUGCGGAGACUGUGAUUUGUUGCCUGGAAAGGUGACAUCAUGCUACUGUGGGAAAUCAAGCUUACAGGAGGAAAGACAAAGUUGUUUAGACCCAAUCCCCACAUGCUCACAAACAUGUAACAAAACCCUCCCUUGUGGGUUACAUCAAUGUAAAGAAACAUGUCAUCCGGAGUCAUGUCCACCGUGUCAGGUAAUGGUUACUCAAAAAUGUCGGUGUGGGUCAACUUCAAGAACCGUGGAAUGUUUCAAAACCACCAUGGAAGUCGACACUUUCACAUGUGAUAAACCUUGUGGGCGUAAAAAGAACUGUGGUAGACACCGUUGCAGUGAAAAAUGCUGCCCGCUUUCAAACUCCCACAAUUUGCAUCGGUUCGAGGAUUGGGAUCUACACAUGUGUUCAAAGCCGUGUGAGAAGAAACUAAGAUGCGGGCAGCAUGAUUGUGAAUCUUUAUGUCAUAGUGGGCACUGCCCGCCCUGCCCGGAGACUAUCUUCACCGAUUUAACCUGUGCUUGUGGAAGAUCUUCAAUCCCACCACCACUCCCGUGUGGUACACCGCCACCUUCUUGUCAGUACCCUUGUUCGGUUCCUCAACCAUGUGGUCACGUGUCUUCCCACAGCUGUCAUUUUGGGGAUUGCCCACCAUGUUCGGUUCCUAUACCUAAAGAAUGCAUAGGUGGACAUGUGGUUUUAAGAAACAUACCAUGUGGAUCAAAAGAUAUCAGAUGUAAUAAAAUUUGUGGGAAGACAAGGCAAUGUGGGAUGCAUGCUUGUUUAAGGACAUGCCACCCGUCUCCAUGUGAUUCCUCUGGUGGUUCCACUUCCGGCGUGAAGGCUUCGUGUGGUCAGACAUGCGGUGCUCCCCGGAGAGACUGCCGCCACACGUGCACCGCCCUUUGCCACCCAUUCAACCAGUGUCCAGAUGUAAGAUGCGAGUUCCCUGUCACAAUCUCAUGCUCUUGUAAUCGGAUCACCGCCACUGUCCCUUGUGAUGCUGGCGGCAGCAACAGUGGUUACAACGCCGACACCGUUCUAGAAGCUUCCACAAUCCAGAAAUUACCGGCCCCACUUCAACCGGUGGAAUCAAACGGAAAAAAGAUUCCACUGGGACAACGGAAGUUGGUUUGUGAUGAUGAAUGUUCGAAAAUGGAACGGAAAAAAGUUCUCGCGGAUGCUUUCGGUGUCACCACUCCGAAUCUAGACGCGCUUCAUUUCGGUGAGAAUACCGCUGUUGCUGAUAUGGUAGGCGACUUAUUUAGACGCGAUCCGAAAUGGGUUUUGGCGGUGGAGGAGCGGUGCAAGAUGGUGGUUCUUGGCCGGAGCCGUGGCGGCUUGGCGGCGGCUCUCAAAGUCCAUGUGUUUUGUCCGAUGUUGAAAGAGAAAAGGGACGCGGUGAGGCUGAUAGCAGAGAGGUGGAAGCUCUCGAUAAGUGCAGCCGGUUGGGAACCGAAACGCUUCAUUGUGGUUCAUGCUACACCCAAGUCUAAACCCCCGGCUCGGAUUCUUGGAGCUAAAGGGGUGAACCCAACGAGCAUGGUGCAACCGCUUGGGUUCGACCCGUUGGUGGACAUGGACCCGAGGUUGGUUGUGGCUUUGUUUGAUUUGCCUAGUGAUGCGGAUGUGAGUGCUUUGGUUUUGAGAUUUGGUGGUGAAUGUGAAUUGGUGUGGUUGAAUGAUAAGAAUGCAUUGGCGGUGUUUAGUGACCCGGCUCGGGCGGCAACCGCCAUGCGCCGCUUGGAUCAUGGGUCGGUUUAUUACGGUGCAGCGGUGGUUGGGGUUGUGUCGAAUGGUGGAGGUAAUGUUUGGGGUGGCAGUGGUGGUUCGACAGUUAAGGACCAUGUGAACCCAUGGAAGAAAGCGGUGGUGCAGGAGUCGUCCACCACCGGAGAUUGGGGGCAGAGUUCAUGGAGUGUUUCCGAUGAGUGGGCUGGUGGCAGUUCGGCGGUGAAAGAGGUUCCGAUCACUUCGUCGGCGAAUAGAUGGAGUGUUUUGGAGUCGGAAGGUGGCGGCAGUUUGGCGGAGGAGUCUGGGAAAGUUGUGGUGGGUGAGGGUGAAGCAACGGGGAAACAGGAGGAGAACUUGGAGGUGGUGGAGGACUGGGAGAAGGCGUAUGACUGAGUGAGUGGUAUUGGGUGGAUCUUUUUGCAAUUUGACCGAACUGCCCGUGAUUUUGUUGCAACGUGAGGGUAGAGGAUCAUUAAUGCUUUGAUUUGGGUUGAUGUUGCAUUGUUGGCAGAUGUACUUUUUUUUUUUUUUUUGUAAAGUGGCU